Molecule: messenger RNA, 4916 nt
Organism: Notothenia coriiceps (black rockcod)
Lineage: Eukaryota; Metazoa; Chordata; Actinopteri; Perciformes; Nototheniidae
Gene: gjc1
Product: gap junction protein gamma 1
Exons: 2
Coding region: 121-1572 (483 amino acids)
Biological process (GO): cell-cell signaling
Cellular component (GO): connexin complex
Molecular function (GO): gap junction channel activity
Source: RefSeq, a predicted model, not a curated record
CUGCAAGCUAUAUUUUCCAUCCUGCUGCAACUGCAGCUCACUCCGGCUAAGCUCUCCAACUGAUUGAGUCUGUGAACAGGUGAGGGAGGGACACUGUCUGCCCCACUGUCCAGCGACACCAUGAGCUGGAGCUUCCUCACGCGGCUGCUGGAGGAGAUCCACAACCACUCCACCUUCGUGGGGAAGCUGUGGCUCACCGUGCUCAUCGUCUUCCGCAUUGUCCUCACUGCCGUUGGGGGAGAGUCCAUCUACUAUGACGAACAGAGCAAAUUUGUCUGCAACUCUGGCCAGCCGGGCUGCGAGAAUGUCUGUUACGACGCCUUUGCCCCUCUAUCUCAUGUUCGCUUUUGGGUCUUCCAGAUUAUAUUGGUUGCUAUGCCUUCUCUCAUGUACAUGGGCUAUGCUGUCAACAAAAUUGCACGAUUGGAUGAGGCCAAAGGAGGAAGUGGCUCUGCUGCAGUUAGAACAGGAGGAGGGGGAUACACGCACAGGAAGCCCAGGAAAAUUUUCUUUGGAGCACAGCAGCACCGGGGCAUCGAGGAGGCGGAGGAUGACCAAGAGGACGAUCCCAUGAUUUAUGAGGUGCCAGAGAUCGAGCCGCCAAAAAGGCUGCGGGAUCCAUUGCAGCCAACACCCAGGCCCAAAAUUCGCCAUGAUGGGCGAAAACGUAUAAGAGAUGAAGGGCUGAUGAGGGUUUAUGUUUUGCAACUGGUGAUUCGUACACUGCUAGAAACAGGCUUCCUUGCAGGGCAGUAUUUGCUGUAUGGGUUCCGUGUGAAGCCUGUAUUUGUGUGCUCGGGGAAACCUUGUCCCCACAGCGUUGACUGCUUUGUCUCGCGGCCUACAGAGAAGACCAUCUUUCUGCGCAUUAUGUAUGGUGUCACUGUCCUUUGUCUCACGCUCAAUAUCUGGGAGAUGCUGCAUUUGGGGAUUGGUACCAUCUGUGAUAUUCUCCGCCGUCGGCGCUGCCCACCUCAGGAGGAUGAGUACCAGUUGGGAUUGCUGGGCACCAAUGGAGGUGUGGAGGGUCCAGUAGGGGGGACAGGGCCUGAGGCAGGCUCUGAGGGAGGGUUGGGUGGAGAUGGUCCUGCAGAUUAUGUUGGUUACCCCUUUUCUUGGAAUACCCCAUCAGCUCCACCUGGCUACAACAUUGUGGUCAAACCAGAACAGAUGCCAUACACAGACCUUAGCAACGCUAAAAUGGCAUGCAAGCAAAACCGGGCAAACAUUGCCCAGGAAGAGCAGCAGCAAUUUGGUAGCAAUGAGGAUAACUUUCCUACUGGAGGGGAGGCCCGCGUUGCGUUGAACAAAGACAUGAUCCAGCAAGCUCAUGAGCAACUGGAGGCAGCUAUCCAGGCAUACAGUCAGCAGCACCGGGCAGAGGAGCAGCUUGGGGACAACCAGGAUGACAAGCCCCAAAGUAAUAUCAUACAGGCACAGCCUCAGCCUCAGCCACAUAAAGAGAGAAAGCAUAGAUUCAAGCAUGGGAAAGGAGGCAGCAGUGGAGGAUGCAGUAGCAGCAACAGCAGCAGCAGCAAAUCGGGAGAGGGCAAGCCCUCUGUAUGGAUUUAAUCCCUGAAACAUGACAUGUAUGGAGAUCCUGCAUAUUUAAAUUACUGGAUUACAGGUUGUUGAAAUUUGUUUGGGAUAAUUAAACACCACAGUGCCUUUAAGAAUCCUGCAAGCUGGAGAAGAAGUGUGUUUGUGUGGAAGAAGAUGUGAUUUUGCAGCUGACAAUUAGAUUUGUCUGGGCUAUCACUGUUUAACUUGAAACAUCACACCAACGCAAACUAUAUACACAACGUGUCGUUAACAUGUUUUAUUCUCGUCAAGACCUGAAGCAUCUUAUUGUCCGUUGUCUUCCCGUUCAUCCUUUCUUAGGGAUUUGAAAUUACUGAAUGAUAACGAGUUUUCUUGCAAAUCAGAUUGAUCCCAGAUUUGGCUGAGCACCAUUCUUUGCCACUCCUCUGCAAAGACAGUCUCAAUAUUUACAUUGGCAUCCUUAUUCUUCUGGAAAUCUAAAUAAAUGAUCAUAAUAAUACGAUGCAAUGUCAUCCCUACAUUCCGGCAAGUUUUAGCAAAGAUAGGGUACUGUUUAACAAGAACCACAACAACGUAAACGCAAUCAAAUGAUGUUCAGUAACAGCGCCUAUGGCAGUGACUUUAUAAUGCAGUGAGAAAUUCACCUUCCUGAAGGUGUCAUAUGUGUCUGAUGUGUUUAUAUUAUGUACCCUGUUAUUUGUUUGUUCAUUUGAAAACUGCUACACAAGCUGCUGCUUUUAAACCGAUGAGUACAGCAGGUUUUUCAUGCAGUCUACAUCUGAAACGUCCUGUGAUUUAUUUUAGAAGGCUCAUAAUCAAUCCCUUUUCCAUACCUUACUUUUCAACUCCUCAGUUUCUCUCUAAGGCUCUUCAUGGCUAUUGAACAAGGCUGCUCAGCACUCCACUGCUGUCUCAUCUGCCUUGUAGUUGUGUGCCCCCUGGUGGUAUCUUCUUCUGGCAACAUUUAUGGGGAGUAGAUACUAGAUGCCAUUGUUACCUGCAUCCAGCAACAUCUUAACCAGCUGUAGUGUUCCUUUUCUAUUCAAAAGCAUUGUGUCUGAUAAUAAGUGUUCUCAGCGCUACAGUGUUCGAUACACAAGGCUGCAAUAUCACAACGUUGAAAUGGAAAAGGUUUAAAGCCAUUACUAUGAUAUAGUGAGACCAAACACUGUUAGUGUGAUGCAAGUGUCAGUGCCAAGAUAUUAUGCUAUGCUGCCAAGAGCAUGGAUAUUUGUAGCUUUGGAAUACGGUGGCCAACACUUUUGUAAACGUCAGUUGUUUUUUGUAUAGGUGUGUUUAUUCAUUUUCCGGAAUGGGAUUUAAAACGAAAAAACAAACCCCAAAAUAGGAUUUGAUUUUUAUGCUUGAUCAAGUAUUUGUUUAUGAAAACAUUCUUUUUUUCAAAAAUGUUUGUAAAAUAAAGAAAAAGGUAAGCCAGUUAUUUUACCAAGUUGUAUAGGUAUUUAGGUGUAUUAAAUUGCCUUCAAAUUGUAAAAAAAAUUGAAAUAUGACAUAGUAUAUUUUUAUAAUAUGUCGGAUACAGUGACUUAUUAUCGUAAAGAAAAAAAGCCAGACUUUUCCCUGUAUGUAACAGUAUCAGUAUUUAAUGUAUUUUAAUAAACAGUGUUACUUUUUUUCCAAUGUUGUUCUGAAAUCUGCUCCACAGCUGUUUGUGGAGACAAACUGGCUGAUGUCGCCAGUUGGGAAGAAGACAUGAAGUGCCAAAUUAUUCAAACCAUUCCAAGAUGCGGCUGCAUAUGAACAAGCCACAGUUCAUUUUAUGAAGAAAUUGGGAAGGGGAUGAAUCUGAAAAUCUAGCACAUUAUGAUCUUUAUUUAAUAAAUCUUAUGUGAAGGAUCUGAGACUUUCCCAGCAACUAUUGACUUGUAACUAACUGAACAAACCAUCGACAUGCAAAGUUGUGAGGAAAGACAUGUGAUGUGGCUUCCUUUAGAUAAAUACAAAGCACAAUACAACAGGAUGCUCAAGUAGAAUGAGUGUUCCUAAUUGGUUGGUUUUCCUAUUGGCGCCACUUAUCCGUUCAACAAAACGGCACAGACAAGAUUCUUGACUAAACUUUUUACCUUGUUUUGUUGAAGAGAAAAAACUCAACAUGGAUAACAGGUAGCUGGUGAGGCUUUGCAGUUGGAGCCAGUAGGAUCCCCUGCCUUCCUUUCAAAGAAGGGAGCCCUUUGGAAAGUAUAGGAAGGGCAUUUUAAGGGAGGUGCCUUGAAGUUACCUAAAGCCCCAUCUGCUCAAGCUUUUUGGCAGCUUUUUAAGGUUAUUUGGUUAGGACUUGCCUGUUUUUAAGUGAAAAUAAUAGAAUUCAAGCAGCCAUCUUGGUCAAAUGGAUUACCCUGUGCUAGAGUUAAGUGUAUAAUAGUGUUGUCCUGUUGUCUUUGUGCAUUGAGUGACUGAGACAGAAAGUGAAUAAGAUACAAAGUAAAAAGUUUGCUCGCUGGACAGAAAUGGCUUUUCAUUUAUUUGUAUAACGGUUUUUAAUCUCCUCUGAAUAUUGUCACUGUCCUGUGAAAACCAGGUGUCUUCGAAAUGUCACUUCGGUUUAUUUAAAAAAUCCCUUCAAGCAAACACAUCAAACCAAGGAUAACGGUGCUCUUUUUAAUUUAGUGCUGAUAGUCUAUCAUAAGUGUCUCUUCUUUGUUUUGUGCAUUUGGGAGAUACUAUUAUAAGAGUGUGGGCCUAUUAGGAAGGAUUUCUUUUCUCAACUCAUAAUGAGCAUCUAAUAUCCAUUUUAGCAGUCCAACAUGCCCAUGUUGGUUUAUUUCAGGACAUUUUCAUUCUUGAUUCUUCAAGGAUUUUCAGCUAAAAUGUAAAAAAGGUACUGACAGUGUGCAGGAAUUUAACUUUUUAUUUGACAUGUUAACAAGAUAAUACUUAUCUCCCCCAAUUUCCUUUGUUUUACAUGGUCACAAUAUGCAAUUGAGAACCUUGUAAAUGAAAAUGAAAAUGAAAUGAUCCCUCAUGCCUGGAGCUGAAGGAGUUAUAAGGGAAAUAAUGUCACAAUGUUAUUGUAUCAGAAGUAAUUUGUGGUUCUAUUUAUCAGGGAUACCAUAAUGUCCAACCUCAGCAUCUGACUGUCAAUGUAAAAUAAUGUCUGUGUUCAGAAAAAAAGGACUUUAGUGUUUCCCUACAUGUUUCUUAUAGUCACCCAUGUGGGCUGUUGCAAUAAAUUUAGUUGUAUUACCAGUACAAACUAAUUCUUACAUGCAUUUGUGUGUUUGUGUUUUUAUAUGCCUUUUGUAAACUGUGUAUUUCUUUAUGUACUAUUCUGGUGUCCACUGGGAAAUCUUUUUUUUCAGAAUCUUUGAUGAACACAUUUGCAUGUGAAAAUACCUAUUUUCUUACAAAAUAAA